Arabidopsis lyrata subsp. lyrata is the source of this 1299-nucleotide messenger RNA. RefSeq names its product LEAF RUST 10 DISEASE-RESISTANCE LOCUS RECEPTOR-LIKE PROTEIN KINASE-like 2.2. Gene Ontology annotation, biological process: protein phosphorylation. NCBI's taxonomy places the organism in Eukaryota, Viridiplantae, Streptophyta, Magnoliopsida, Brassicales, Brassicaceae. Gene Ontology annotation, molecular function: ATP binding; protein kinase activity. The record is from RefSeq and is a predicted model, not a curated record.
CUGAUAACAAUUGGAAAAGGUUAGAAUUACGGUUUUCGACUUGUAUUAAACUUUCAGAGGGGAUUAUAACUAACUUUAUUAUUGUAUUUUUCAGUUGCAGCGUUCCAUCUAUUUAUACUUGUGGUGAUGGUUCUAGCAUUCCUGAUUUGGAAGAGAAGAAAAGCAAAUGCUCUGAGAAAGCAGAACCUCGAGGCGCUUGUAACCUCGAGACGUUAUAGUUAUGGAGAAAUGAAGAAAAUUACAAAAUCAUUUACAGAAGUAGUUGGAGUACGAGGAGAAUUUGGAACUGUAUAUAAAGGGAAGUUCGAUGGUCGUAAGGUUUCUGUGAAGGUCUUGAAAGAUUCAAAGGGAAACUGUGAAGAUUUCAUCAACGAAGUCGCAAGCAUGAGCCAAACAUCUCAUGUUAACAUUGUUACUCUGCUUGGUUUCUGCUAUGAAGGAUCCAAAAGAGCAAUUGUGUAUGAAUUUGUAGAGAAAGGGUCUCUGGAUCAGUCGUUGAAUCUUGAUGUGAGUACACUAUAUGGAAUCGCGCUAGGCGUUGCUCGGGGAAUAGAAUACUUGCACUAUGGCUGCAAAAAAAGGAUUGUGCAUUUUGACAUUAAACCACAGAAUGUACUGUUAGAUGAAAAUCUCAAACCCAAAGUUGCUGAUUUUGGCCUCGCUAAGCUCUAUGAGAAGCAAGAAAGCAUCUUAUCAUUGCUUGAUACAAGAGGAACUAUAGGAUACAUUGCUCCAGAACUGUUUUCAAGAGUUUAUGGGAAUGUAUCUCACAAGUCGGAUGUGUACAGUUACGGAAUGUUGGUUCUUGAGAUGAUCGGAGCAAGGAACAAAGAAAGAGUCCAAAACGACAACAAUAGCUCGGCGUACUUCCCAGAUUGGAUAUACAAGGAUCUUGAAAAUUUUGAUAACGCAAGGCUUCUUGGUGAUGGACUAACCCAAGAGGAAAAAGAUAUAGCGAAAAAGAUGAUCUUGGUGGGUCUAUGGUCUAUUCAGUUCUGCCCAUCAGACCGUCCAUCAAUGAACAAAGUUGUAGAGAUGAUGGAAGGAAGUUUGGAUUCUCUUAAUCCCCCUCCUAAGCCUCUUUUACAUAUGCCAAUACAAAAUAUUGCAGAGUCAUCUCAGCCAUCAGAGGAGGAAAGCUCAAUUUACUCAGAAGUAUGAUUCUUUGACUGUUGGGAAUAUUUAUAUUUUUGUAUGAUGAUGUUGGAGUAAAUUUUAUUUUAUUCCAGUCCAAAACUAAUUAAAUCUGAAGAAGUUGUUUGAUAACAAUAAUGAAGCGCAAAAUAAAACAAGAAGAAG